CUAGUGCCGAGCUGAUGCCAAGAGCUGGUGAACGCAGGGCGAGGCAUAUUAUUCUUCUAUGGGGGAUGUAACGAAGAGCUUGAAGCUCUGGAUGACAUGUAUUUCCUCGACACAGAUGCUGAGGGAGAAAGAUCCAUCAGAACCAAAGCUACCCAUGCGUAAGGAACUUAAGAGAAGGCGGCAAGAGUAUCGUGCCAUGCCAUUCGUGCUAGACAAGCAACGGGAUGCGGACAAGAGCUUGGUUUCAUCUCACGGAGAGUUUCAAGCUCACGUUCAGCCGCUAGGCGAGAAGAUGUUCGAGGCUAAAGUAAGCGACGUAUUCAACUACAGAUACACGCUAGAAGCCUCCAUCGAUGGGAAGCUCUUCCGUGGGCUGCUCUUCUCGUACAAGCCUGGCUUUGCUCAGGCAGUGCAAUCUUACAUCCUCAGUUACUCUCUAAUGCCAGGAAGGAAAGCAUCACAGGAGGAAACCACAGCACGUCCAAAAGGCCGUAGCCAUUUUCUUCUCACAAACUUGCUCCUGGACAAAAUGAUGGAGACUGCCAACGAAAGUGGCAUCUAGUGAAGAAUUGUCAAUCUCUCCUCCACCACACACAUCGCCUCUUACAGUGGUGGAAUCCAGUUCUCACAUCUUAAUGACAAAGCCUGGGUUUCUCAAGACGCUGCUACGACGUGCUACACGGCUUUACAUCCAAGCCUCAAGGACGUCACCGGGCAAUACUUCGUGGAUUCCAACAAAUCCAUCUGUAGCGCUUAUGGCAGAGAUCCCGAGCUCGCUCACAAGCUAUGGACCUUCUCCCAGGAGCUUAUAGACAAGCAUUCUCCGUCCUAA
This is a messenger RNA of Selaginella moellendorffii, 832 nucleotides long. RefSeq lists its product as uncharacterized. The transcript is spliced from 6 exons. NCBI's taxonomy places the organism in Eukaryota, Viridiplantae, Streptophyta, Lycopodiopsida, Selaginellales, Selaginellaceae. The record is from RefSeq and is a predicted model, not a curated record.